GCGUUAGCCACAUGGUGAAAGCAUGUUGAGUCUUAAAUUCACUUGCGUUACCUUAUAAAUUUAUCAUAAUCAUAAUGUAAUUAAAAAAUAUAUAUCUAACAUAACAUAACAUAAUAAAUAUAAAUAUAUAAACAACAGUCUAUAGUAAUAAUUAUAAAUUAAAUAUUUAAAUAGUGCUCCUAACGCGGCGUUUUAAUUAUUAAUUUAAUUUCACUUAAAAAUAUUAUUUAUUAAAUAUAAUUAUUAAUUAUAAUUAUUUCAUAUUUAUAAUUCAUUAUUUAAGUAUAUAAUAAUAUUAUAAAAUAAAUAGUAAUAAUAAAAAUGAUCCUCGAGUGUAUUACGGUCGGUAUUAUUCUUCUUGCAACAAAAUAUCGCAACAAUGUUGUCACGGGUGUCAAAUAUUUAUGUAAAAACAGUAAUGAUGUUAAGUCUAGUGGUAAUGGAAUAGUUCUUGAUGAUAAUAAUAAUGUAAUUGAUAGUAAUUCGAAAAGUAGUUAUGAAGUCGACAAUGUAAUGCCGGCAUUGCAAUUAAAUAAAAUUAUUCUGGCUGAUGAUAUUCAAAAAUGCGAUUACGCUGUUCAACGUAUUCGUAGUGAAUUGACUGAUGGAGUUUUGGGAUUUGAUUGUGAGUGGGUAAAUGGCGGAUCAGUAUCAUUAUUACAAUUAGCUACAAAUAAUGGAACUUGUGCAUUAAUUCGUCUUUGUAAAAUUGGACAUGUUCCAUUACAAUUAAAGGAAUUACUAUCAAACAGUUCAAUAAUAAAAGUCGGUGUCAGUCCAUCCGACGACGUAAAAAAACUUUUUCUAUCAUACGAUUGUAUGGUGAUGGGAGUUCUUGAUCUUCGUCUUCUUGCCGAGCGUCUUUCCGUAACUUGUCAUCAAAGUCUUGCAGCUCUCAGUCUCGAGUAUCUUAACUACGAGAUGGAAAAGUCGACUGACAUACGCUGCGGUAAUUGGAACGCAGACCAGCUCGAUUACGCUCAAAUUCAAUACGCCGCCACUGACGCCAUUGUUUCUGUUUUAAUUUAUCACGAGAUCAUUAAAGAAGCAGAUAAAAAAAAAUCAACAUGGAGUAAAAUAGUUAGAUUUAUUAAAAAUAGUUGGGUUAAAAAUUCUUAUGUAUAUUAUGAUAUACCCAAAGAUAUUAUUGAUUCCAAAUAUCGAGGCUCAAGUAAGAAAAUUAAUAAUAAUUUAUCAAUUUCUAAUUAUUCAGAAAAAUCAAAUAGUGACAACAUUGAUUAUAAUUAUAAUAAUACUAUAAAACAAAAUGCACCGACGCGUAAAGAACCGUUGUAUCAUAAUUGUUACUUAGAAGCACCAGAUGGCGAGACACUUUGUACGUGUGAUCGUAAAAAAGCCGAAUGGUACAUUGCCAAAAAUUUAGGGGUAAAAGUAAAAGACAAUCCGCUGACAGUGAGACUUAAUUUUGAACCUUCUGGUCGAGCGAUGGGACAAGUAGGAGAGUAUUAUACGCAAACUAAAGUAAAUCAGUGCGUUGUUUGCGGUGCCGAGGACGAAUUUGUUAAAAAAAAUGUCGUACCUAAGGAAUACCGUAAAAAUUUUCCAGUGAUUAUGAAAGCACAUCAAUCACACGAUUGUUUACUACUUUGCCCAAGAUGCCACGAAAUAAGUACCAGACAUGAUUUAACAAUGAGAGAAAGAUUGGCUGAAAUGUGUAACGCGCCAUUAUCAAAGCCGUUAUCACAGAAAUUAGUCGAACAAAAUCGUAUUAAACGCGAAUUAAUGUCAGCAAUAAAAGCUCUCAGAGGUAAAUAUAAGAUACCAAGUCAACGGAGGAAACAAUUACAGGCACGUAUUCUAGAGUACUCAGGUCACGAUAAAAUUACGCCACAAGUAUUGAAUUUUGUUGAAGACAAACUUAUAAGAGAGGUUCCAUCAUUAGCUUUUUAUGAAGAUAAACCUAAUCAUGGUCUCAAGGUUGUGGAACACUUUGUUAGAUCAGGAAAAGGUUUAGUGGAACUAGAACGUUUGUGGCGUCAGCAUUUUGUAACGACAAUGCGCCCAAAAUAUUUACCAAAAUUAUGGUCAAUAGAUCAUAAUCAUAUAAGAUUAGAAAUGCGCGCUAGUCAAAAUCGAAUACAACCUGAGGAUGCUAUAGUCGCCGGGCUUCGAUAUUAAUUUAAAAAAAAAAUAUUAGGUCAUGUAUUAAUUGUAAAUAUUAAAAAAAAUUAAUAAUUAAAUUUUAACAAUUUAAAUUAUGAAAAAAAUCAAUUAAUUAUAAUGUAAAAAAAAUUACGUAUAAUUAAUUGAAAUGUAAAUUUAAUAAUUUCAUUUAAAAAUUUAAAUUAUUUAAAAAAAAUUAAGAUGAAAUUUAGAAAAUUAAUAUACCAUUUAAUUUAUGAAAU
Molecule: messenger RNA, 2366 nt
Organism: Microplitis mediator
Lineage: Eukaryota; Metazoa; Arthropoda; Insecta; Hymenoptera; Braconidae
Gene: Exd2
Product: exonuclease 3'-5' domain-containing protein 2
Exons: 7
Coding region: 322-2139 (605 amino acids)
Biological process (GO): nucleobase-containing compound metabolic process
Cellular component (GO): cytoplasm; nucleus
Molecular function (GO): 3'-5' exonuclease activity; nucleic acid binding
Source: RefSeq, a predicted model, not a curated record